Molecule: messenger RNA, 662 nt
Organism: Geodia barretti
Lineage: Eukaryota; Metazoa; Porifera; Demospongiae; Tetractinellida; Geodiidae
Source: the annotation of a GenBank genome assembly
AUGAGUGACUAUACACUUCCAAAACUGCCCUACGCAUACGACGCGCUGGCACCUCACAUCGACGCCAGAACCAUGGAGAUUCACCACACAAAGCACCACCAGACGUAUACCGACAAGCUGAACGCCGCACUGUCUCAGUGCCCCGAGAGCGUUCAAAGCAUGGACAUUCUUGAGAUCCUGGCCGAUCUCGGUACGGUGCCCGAGGGUCAAAGAGGCGCAAUCAACUUCAACGGCGGCGGUUUUGACAACCACCGACUAUUCUGGAACAACAUGAGUCCUGCAGGAGGCGGUGAGCCCGGGGGCGCGCUAGCAGAUGCCAUCGAUUCGUCCUUUGGGAGCUUUGCCGACUUUAAGGAAAAGUUCUCCUCGACCACCGCAGUCAUCCAAGGCAGCGGCUGGGGAUGGCUGGUCUACAACCCGUCAUCCGGCAGCGUGGAGUAUAAGGCGAUGCCCAACCAGACAAGUCCAAGAACCGAGGGGCUCGUUCCCCUGCUUGGAUGCGACGUGUGGGAACACGCAUACUACCUGAACUACCAGAACAGGAGACCUGCAUACAUAGCCGCAUGGUGGAACGUCGUCAACUGGGACGAGGUUGACGACAGGCUGUCAAGGGCACAGUAGCUCCCCUUCUUUCUUUUUUAUUUUUCUGCGCCAUACCUGCG